This is a messenger RNA of Asterias rubens (European starfish), 723 nucleotides long. RefSeq lists its product as uncharacterized. The record is from RefSeq and is a predicted model, not a curated record. The coding region runs from base 1 to 723 and encodes 240 amino acids. NCBI's taxonomy places the organism in Eukaryota, Metazoa, Echinodermata, Asteroidea, Forcipulatida, Asteriidae. The transcript is spliced from 6 exons.
AUGCAGCAAUCUCAUCACGGCCAUCAAAGAGCACCACCGGUGUUCGUCAUGAUCCCACCGGGGCGAGAGGCGCAAAACUCGGCAGGGGCGAUCAAUGCGACAGCCACGGCGGUUAAGAUCCUCGGAGUGGUGCAGUUUCUGACUGCCUUCCCGUGUAUUGCACUCGGUGUUGGAGCUCAGUCAUCCACGUGUCAGAAUGGAUACAUCAUGGUUGGAAUAUGGACCGGAACAAUGUUUUUAUUUGCAGGUGUACUUGGAAUUGGUGCCGGUUCAAGCAAAGAUCAAUGCACGCUGUCGUGUUGUCACAUGUUGUCCAUCAUUGGAAUCUUAGUCGCUACUGCGCAGGUCGCCAUCAGCGUCAUGGCUGUACUGCACGAGUUGACUGUGUGCGCUGAUAUCACGGCUACCUGCCCGGCCCUUUGUUUAACCUUUGACACUCUACUGUUUACUGUUGGUGUGGUGCUUUUCAUCCUGGCCCUCACUUUGGCUGUUGUUAGCAUCCUACUCAACAGCAAAAUAAACACCAGCAAAGAACAGGUUGCUCCGUAUCCCUUCCACAUGGGUGCUUUCAGCAGUGAUCCACAUCAUCAAGGGCCGAGGAACAGACCUGCCCUGGCAGCAGCUCCACUGGAACCCACUCAAGGAUCGUCAAGGAAUGAAUCCAGGGAAGAUACCCGUGUACGAGAGGUUGACUACGGAGACGAAGGAUUCAAGUUCAAGUAA